Messenger RNA from Macroventuria anomochaeta, 1289 nucleotides. RefSeq lists its product as uncharacterized. The record is from RefSeq and is a predicted model, not a curated record. The transcript has 3 exons. Lineage: Eukaryota; Fungi; Ascomycota; Dothideomycetes; Pleosporales; Didymellaceae. Bases 139 to 1098 code for a protein of 319 amino acids.
CGUCUGUUGUUUCCUUACUUCCUCUCGUUAUCGUUCACCUUGGAGUACGCGUGGUGCUUGGAAGAGCAACGAGGGCCAGAUAGGAAUACCGGAGCUUAUCGAUGCGCACGCAGGGAUACCAGCCAAUCACAGAUCACCAUGUUGGACCAGGAGAGUGAGGAACUUAGCCCGUUCGUGAUCCCACAGGAGGAUGUCGAAGUACUCAAUGCCUCUGAGGGCUUUUGCAUAUUGAGGAACUACCUCGCAAGGGAUAUCAGCUUCUGUGCACAGCACGAUGAAUGCGAUACACAGACCAAAGAAACAUGGAUUCUGCACCGCGACCUGCUGCAUGCGCUGGUGAUGCCGGUGCUUGAGCUGUUCAACCGAGCUUCGGCACUUGCUGAGGCUGCGUUGUGUACCCACAAAAGCGAAGAUCUUGAGUUAGCGUUUGCUGGGGAGGCACGUGGAGCAUUCCUAUGUCUGCAAUGCUUUGUCGAUGAGGAGGAGGACUGGUGCAGGACACGGGGGUGUCCGGCUUGUAUCACAUCUACAACCCUCAGCACAGAAUCCCACCUGCGCCUCACAAUCGCCGCAUCCCUCCUCUCCACAUCAUCUGUCGCUACACUAGCCACAUCGCCGUCAACUUCCGAAGAGCCAUCGACAUCUCGCGCCCUUCCUCCACUACCACACAUCCUCCCCGCCCUCCGCGAUGCCCUUUCCUCAGACCCCUUCUGGGGCCCUGACCACUGGCCAUAUCUUCUCUCACGGGCCACCCAACUAUCCACCGGCAUCCAAGCCCUGAUCGCUGAAUGCGUAAAUCUCGAGUCUCUCGUCUCAUCACCUGUCGCUGACCGCACCGCCUUCAUCGGAGGGAAGCGCAGUUUCACGACACCUGGACUGCAGUACAUGACCGCCCAGGGCGAGAAGAAGGGCGUCAAGCUCAGGAAGAGCAAGCUUGCCAAGAGGCAGCUGAGGUUGGAGAGGGAGGAGAUUGAGCUCAUGAGGAGGGUGGCGAUGCAGUGCUGGGCUAAGGCAAAGCUGCCCAAGGGUGUUAGGAGCGAGAUGCUGGGACAGAGUGGGGAGGAUAGCCGGAGAAGGAGGAGUCUAACUUGUCCAUAGAUAUUAGGUACGGGUAAGGGGUUUGGAGUCCAUAUGGGUAUGGCGUUUUGGGUUUGGGCUGCAUGAGAUACCACAGCAUUGCUUGCUUUGGAGAGACACUUGGGAUUCGAUUUUGUCUAAGUGGACAGUUCUUCACAUUCUUUUUAAUGUCACUGCAUUGGAAGAUUUGAGAUCUUGGAAUUCAGUUGAAG